Messenger RNA from Cucurbitaria berberidis CBS 394.84, 3942 nucleotides. RefSeq names its product heavy metal translocatin. The record is from RefSeq and is a predicted model, not a curated record. The transcript has a single exon. Gene Ontology annotation, molecular function: copper ion binding; ATP hydrolysis activity; ATP binding. NCBI's taxonomy places the organism in Eukaryota, Fungi, Ascomycota, Dothideomycetes, Pleosporales, Cucurbitariaceae. Gene Ontology annotation, cellular component: membrane. Gene Ontology annotation, biological process: copper ion homeostasis; monoatomic cation transport. Bases 328 to 3831 code for a protein of 1167 amino acids.
GUGACGGGCGUUCCAGCAAUAGCCAGCCUAUCAUCAGCUUACGGAGGAGUCUAGUCCCCUGACGGCCCGCACGCGUGGGUGGGUGGGUUUCUUCAUUGCCGCAGGCCGGAAACCACUGUGGCUUCUGCACUCUCGUCCCACCGCCAUAUCAAUCACUGCGCGCCAUCUGGCAACUACCGGGAGCUGGCCUUCCUUUUUGUUCUGUUCAUCUUUUAGCAUUGCCGCCCAUCUACUCUCGCGACAUAUAUCUGGUGCAUGUCGCAAUCCACCGUCGCUUCGGCCCCUCGUAGUAAUCAUAUUGCCUGCACGUAGCACUCCUCCGACGCCAUGGCACCCCCAUCCGCGACCGGCGCAACGGCGCACAUGGCGACAACAACGCUCAAGGUCGAGGGCAUGACUUGCGGCGCAUGUACCUCUGCCAUCGAGUCGGGCUUCCAGGGCGUACAUGGAGUGGGAAAUGUGUCGAUAAGCUUGGUCAUGGAGCGCGCCGUCGUACAGCAUGAUCCAGAGAUAAUAUCCGCCGACCAGGUCAAGGAAACCAUCGAAGACAGGGGGUUUGACGCCGAGGUGCUGUCAACCGACCUUCCGGCCACACAAACUACCGAAGAUCACUUCCUUAGUGAUUCCGACGACGACGAGGAAGAGGCUGAUACCAAUAUCUCGACAACUACCCUCUCGGUUGGCGGCAUGACAUGUGGCGCCUGUACAUCGGCAGUAGAAGGCGCUUUCAAGGACGUAGCAGGCAUCAAGUCUUUUAGCAUAUCGCUACUCUCCGAGCGUGCUGUCAUCGAGCACGAUACUAGAACAAUAUCCGCGGGCCAAUUAGCGGAGACCAUAGAGGACGUUGGUUUUGAUGCGCAGGUGCUGGACUCUGUGGCUGCAACACCAGCGCCAACGAAGAGCAGAAAUCAAAAGAAGCAGAGAACGCUGACUACGACGCUGGCGGUAGAGGGCAUGACAUGUGGCGCAUGUACAUCGGCCAUCGAGAGCGGGUUCAAGGACGUAGAGGGCGUAUACCAGUUCAACAUCAGCUUGCUUGCGAACCGUGCGGUCCUCGUCCACGACCCUUCAAAACUCGGCGAGGAUCAAAUAGUCGAAAUCAUCGAGGAUCGAGGCUUCGACGCCAAAGUCAUCUCGUCGGUCGAUGGCAGCGCACAGCAAUCGGCGGGUAACAACGGGCCUGUACAUCUCAAGAUCUAUGGACUCCCUGAUGUAAGCGCUGCCGCAGACCUCCAAGGACUCCUGAAGAAGCGAUCCGGCGUCACCUCCGCAACCGUAAACUUUAGCACCUCAAGAGCGACCAUCCAGCGUGAACCGCACAUCAUCGGACUCCGAGCCUUGGUCGAGACGAUUGAAGCGGCAGGAUACAACGCCCUGGUCGCUGAUUCGGAUGACAACAACGCACAACUCGAGUCCCUUGCAAAGACCAAAGAGAUUCAAGAAUGGAGACGUGCCGUCAUCUUCUCGGCCUGGUUUGCUGUCCCCGUCUUCCUCACCAGCAUGUUCAUCCCCAUGUUCUUACCGUUCCUCAACUAUGGCGGCAUCCGUCUUAUACCUGGCCUAUACCUUGGCGAUGUUGUCUGCCUUGUUCUCACCAUUCCCGUGCAGUUUGGAAUCGGGAAACGGUUCUACGUCUCUGCGUACAAGUCGCUUAGUCACGGCUCGCCCACCAUGGACGUUUUGGUUGUACUGGGUACUUCGGCGGCUUUCUUCUUCAGCGUCGCGGGGAUGCUGGUCUCGCUUCUUGUUGCUCCGCAUACGAAGCCGACAACAUUGUUCGACACUAGUACCAUGCUCAUCACGUUUAUUAGCUUGGGCCGGUAUCUCGAGAACAGGGCCAAGGGCCAGACUUCAAAAGCAUUGUCAAGACUCAUGUCGUUGGCACCGUCCAUGGCCACAAUCUACGCAGAUCCGAUUGCCGCUGCCAAGGCUGCCGAAGAUUGGGACGUCGCGGAUGAGAAAGUAGUGCGUACAUCCACAGACGGCAACGCGAUUGAAGAAAGAGUAAUUGCUACGGAGCUUAUUGAAGUUGGCGACGUUGUCAUUCUUCGUCCUGGUGACAAGAUUCCUGCCGAUGGUACAGUAACGCGCGGCGAAUCCUAUCUUGACGAAAGCAUGGUCACUGGUGAAGCGAUGCCGAUUCUCAAAAAGAAAGGCGCGCUCCUCAUGGCCGGUACCGUGAAUGGAAAUGGUCGCCUGGAAUUCGUCGUCACUCGGGCAGGCCGCGAUACACAGCUCAGUCAGAUCGUUCGUCUCGUCCAGGAAGCUCAGACAAGCCGUGCUCCCAUUCAGCGUCUCGCAGACACAGUUGCGGGCUAUUUCGUACCCAUUAUCAUCACCCUCGGUCUCGCUACUUUUGUCGCCUGGAUGGUACUCAGCCAUGUGCUUCCGUACCCGCCCAAGGUUUUCCUCGAUCAUGCCAGUGGAGGUAAGCUCAUGGUUUGCGUCAAGCUCUGCAUCGCUGUUAUUGUAUUCGCCUGUCCUUGUGCGCUUGGUCUCGCUACCCCUACCGCAGUCAUGGUUGGUACUGGCGUUGGCGCUGAGCAGGGUAUCCUCGUCAAGGGCGGUGCUGCUUUGGAAACUGCUACCAAGAUUACCCAUGUUGUAUUUGACAAGACUGGCACCCUCACCGUGGGUAAGAUGAGCGUUUCGAAAGCCGAUAUCCAGGGUGAAUGGGCAAGUCCGCAAAAGAAGAAUCUCUGGUGGACACUCAUUGGUCUGGCUGAAAUGGGCUCCGAGCAUCCCAUUGCGAAGGCCAUUGUCCUUUCUGCUAAAGAGUACCUUCGCCUCGGACCUGAUGGAACACUCGAUGGCUCUGUAGGCGACUUCGAGGCUGUAGUUGGCAAGGGCAUCACAGCGACCGUUGAAGCGGCUCUCUCCCCCGAGCGCACACGCUACAAAGUUCUCAUUGGGAACGUAGCCUUCCUUACCUCCGAAGGCGUCAACGUCCCCGACUUCCUCGAUGAGCCACUUACACCAGCUGCAACUGCCAACCCGCGAGGAGCCUCACCACGCUCUGCUGGUAUCACAACGAUCCACACCGCUAUCGGGCAAACCUACACCGGCACACUCAGCCUUUCUGAUACUAUCAAGCCCUCUGCACGCGCCGCCGUGCUCGCCCUUACUCGCCUUGGCAUAACAUCCUCCAUCGUCACAGGCGAUACGUCUGCCUCGGCCCUUGUCGUGGCAGCAGCAGUCGGUAUUGAUAUUGCCGACGUUCACGCCUCAGCCACUCCCGCCGACAAGAAAGCAAUCGUUGCUGAUCUACAAUCCCGUGGCCAAGUCAUCGGAAUGGUUGGCGACGGCAUCAACGACUCGCCCGCAUUAGCGUCUGCAGAUAUAGGCAUCGCCCUCUCGACUGGUACAGAUGUCGCUAUGGAAGCCGCAUCUAUUGUGCUUAUGAGUAAUGCGGACUUGCUUGCUAUACCAGCGAGUCUGGUGCUGUCAAGAGCGAUUUUUUGGCGUAUCAAAUUAAACCUUGCAUGGGCGUGUAUGUACAAUUUUGUCGGUCUGCCAUUCGCCAUGGGCCUUUUCCUUCCCUGGGGUCUCUCGCUGCAUCCCAUGGCUGCCGGAGCUGCUAUGGCGUGCUCUUCAGUAUCGGUCGUUGCGAGUAGUCUGCAUCUCAAGUUCUGGCAUAGACCAAGCUGGAUGAAGGUGUCGGUCCUGGAUCCGGGGGCGCCGGUCGACGAGAGAGAGGUGGAAAUGGAGAAGUUGGGUCAGAAAGGGCUGGUUAGCUCAACGGCGGACUGGGUGAGAGAUAGUUGGGCGGCUUGGAGGAGGAACAAGGAGGAGGCUGGUUAUGUCCCGCUGAGAGACAUGGGUGAGCAUUAGUCGCGCUCACGGAAAGCAAAGCAUUUGGCGGGACUGUUGACAAGAAUCAGGUUGUCUUGUGGUUAUUGUUAUCAAGUGUUGAUGAGCGUUUAGGAUACCACAUCUGCCCUU